AUGAGGGGGGGCUCAUCUGGCCGCCUUUGCGUUCGCCUGCCGCGCCGCAUCCCCGGACCCAUCUUGUUCAUUAACCAGAAGGGGGAGAUACUCAUCUGGCGCGCGUACAAGGACAAUGUGAGCAGAGUAGAUUGGGCGAAUUUCUCCAGCCAGGUUGUCGCUGCGAAGGAGAACCGCGACAAACCAGUGCAUGCUAUUAACGGCUGCCACUUUGUCUUCAUAACAGUGGGUGAUGUGGUGAUCACCGCGGCGACGAAGGACAACGUCAACGUCGUGUUGGUCCUGAAAUUGCUCUACAAGAUGGUGGAGCUGUUCAGGUCUUACUUUGGCGGGACGUUUGACGAGAACCAGGUCCGCCAAAAUUUCGUGCUCAUCUACGAGCUCCUGGAUGAGAUCAUCGACUACGGCUACCCGCAGAUCCUUGAGGUUGACGUGCUUAAGAGGUAUAUCACGCAGGGCGGUGCCAGGUCAAUCGACCUGAACGACCAGGAGCAGCUCAAGAAGAUCACCGUGCAGGCAACAGGAGUGUGCUCGUGGCGGGCAGAGGGCAUCAAGCAUAAAAAGAACGAGGUGUACAUAGACGUGGUCGAAAACGUCAACAUACUGAUCUCAGCUAAGAAGGAACGGUUGAGAGCCGAUGUGUCUGGGCAGAUCUUAGUCAAAUGCAUGUUGUCAGGCAUGCCCGAGUGCAAGUUCGGUAUGAACGACAAAUUGAUCUCAUCGAGCGAGCGUGGUAAGGGCCCCGUCCCAGGCAUAGCAAUGGAUGAUUACCGUUUCCACCAGUGUGUCCGCCUCUCAAAGUUUGACGUUGACCGCGAAAUCACAUUCAUUCCGCCCGAUGGCUCAUUCGAGCUCAUGACAUACCGUAUUACUGAGAAUAUCGAGAGCCCGUUCAAGUUGAUGCCAGACGUGAAGAUGAUGGGCCGCAACCGAUUGUCUAUGAGUUUGCAGGUCAGUUCGCUUUACGAUCAAAACAUUACUGCCACGAGCGUGAUGAUCACCAUCCCCUGUCCGAAGCACGCAGCAAGGGCCACCACACGUGCAGAUUAUGGCAAGGCGCGAUUCGAGCCAUCCCAGGGAGCCGUCGUCUGGAGGAUCAGCAAGUUCCGAGGUAAAGUAGAGUACAAGGUGGACGCCGACGUGGAACUUGCGGACCGCGUGACAGAUAAGCAGUGGGUUCGGCCGCCGAUCACGAUGAGCUUCGACGUGCCACAGUUCACCGCCAGCGGGUUGAGAGUUCGCUUCCUGAAGAUUCAGGAGAAGAGCAACUAUAAGCCAAUCAAGUGGAUCAGGUAUCUCACCAAAGCAGGAUCGUUCCAGCACCGUAUAUGA
Prorocentrum cordatum is the source of this 1332-nucleotide messenger RNA. NCBI's taxonomy places the organism in Eukaryota, Dinophyceae, Prorocentrales, Prorocentraceae. The record is from the annotation of a GenBank genome assembly.